This is a messenger RNA of Equus quagga, 1851 nucleotides long. Its product is annotated as cationic amino acid transporter 4-like. Gene Ontology annotation, biological process: amino acid transport; transmembrane transport. Gene Ontology annotation, molecular function: amino acid transmembrane transporter activity. NCBI's taxonomy places the organism in Eukaryota, Metazoa, Chordata, Mammalia, Perissodactyla, Equidae. Gene Ontology annotation, cellular component: plasma membrane. The record is from RefSeq and is a predicted model, not a curated record.
AUGGCCUGGGGGCUGCUCAGCACCGCCAGCCUGGCGCACUUCUGCCAGAAGCUGAACCGGCUGAAGACACUGGAGGAGCCCACCACAGAGACACUGCCGCGGCGCCGCCUGACCACGCUGGACCUGACCUUUCAAGGUGUGGGUGCCUCCAUGGGCUUUGGCCUCUACGUGCUCACAGGCAUUGUGGCCAAGUGGAUGGCUGGCCCUGCGGUGCUUGUGUCCUUCAGCGUGACCACCAUGGCCUCCCUGCUCACAGCCCUCUGCUACGCGGAGCUUGCAGUGCGGGUGCCCUGCAGGGGCUCUGGCUACCUCUUCACCUAUGUGUUCCUGGGUGAGCUGUGGGCCUUCCUCAUUGGCUGGACUGUGUUCAUCCAGUGGCUCAUUGGUGGAGCUCUCAUGGCCCGCGUCUGGAGCAGCUACCUGGAUGCCAUGCUUAGCCAUAGCAUCCGCAGCUUCAUCGAGGCCCAUGUGGGCAUCUGGCAGGUGCCCAUCCUGGCCCGGUACCCAGACUUCAUGGCUGCUGGCAUCAUACUUUUGGUGUUGGCUUUCGUCUCCUGUGGAGCUCGUGUCUCUUCCUGGCUCAACCGCACCUUCUCUGCCAUCAGCCUGGUCAUCAUCCUCUUCAUCAUCAGCCUGGGGUUUGUCCUGGCCCACCCGCACAACUGGAGCGCUGAGGAGGGUGGCUUUGCACCCUUCGGAGUCUCUGGCAUCAUGACUGGUGCCGCCACCUGCUUCUAUGCCUUUGCGGGCUUUGCUGCCAUUGCUGCCUCCAGCGAGGAGGCCCAGAACCCAAAGCAAGCAGUGCCUAUGGCCAUCGCCAUCUCAGCUGGUCUGGUGGCUGGUAGCAACAUCCUCGUCUCCACAGUCCUCACCCUCAUGGUGCCCUGGCAAAGCCUGGACACUGACCGGGCACUCGCUGAUGCCUUCCACCAGCGGGGCUAUAGCUGGGCGGGUGUCAUUGUUGCGGCUGGUGCAAUCUGUGCCAUAACUACUCUCCUGCUCAACAUCCUCCUGCUUGUGCCAUGCAUGGUCUGUGCCAUGGCUGCCGAUGGGCUCUUCUUCCAGGUGUUUGCCCGCAUGCACCCCCGGACACAAGUGCCUGUGGUGAGCCUCCUGGUGUUUGGGGUCCUCAUGGCUUUCCUGGCGCUGCUGCUGGACCUCCAGGCACUGUUCCAGUUCCUAUCCAUCGGAACACUGCUGGAACUCACUGUCCUGACUACCAGCAUUAUUGUGAUACGCUUCCAAAAACCCCGUCCAUUCAGUUCUCAGGGCCCAGGAAGCCCUGUGGACACCGAACAGGCCUCAGUCCCUGAGCCUGGGCAGCUGAAACCAGCCCUGAGGCCCUACCUCCGCUUCCUGGGUGGGUGCAGGCCUGGAGCCGCCGUGACUUGGGCGCUCGGUGUCCUGGUGGCCUCGGCCAUCACCCUGGACUGCGUGCUGGUCUUCGGGGACUCGGCCCUGCACCUCCCGCCCUGGGGCUACACCCUGCUGCUCCUGCUCAGCUCCGCCACGUUUCUGCUCAGUCUCCUUGUCCUGGGGGCCCACCAGCAACAGCGUCAGCAGGACACCUUUCAGGUUCCCAUGGUGCCCCUGACUCCUGCCCUGAGCAUCCUCCUCAACAUCUUCCUCAUGCUGCACCUCAGCCACCUGGCCUGGCUGGGCUUCUUCAUCUCUCUGCUGAUUGGACUCACAGUGUAUUUUGGCUACGGCAUCUGGCACAGCAAGGAGAACCAGCGGGAGCGGCCAGUGACCGUCCCACACAGCAGCCUGGAGGAGACGGUGCAGGCCCUGCAGCCCCCAGCUACACCAGCUGAGGAGCCUGGUCACACGGAGCAGCCCGCCAGUCCAUGA